AUGGAGAGCAAUCUCAAAGUAAUUCUUCUUGGAGAUAAAAGUGUUGCAAAAGACGUGCUGCCGCCAGAUUGCCUUGUGAACCAAUUCACGAUUGAUCUCUAUUGUGGGAGUCUCAUCGGAUAUGUUGAGAUGGAUGAGACUGAGUUACAUCGUGUUUACCUUGAAUCUCCCGCCUCUUUGGCAUGCCUCUGGGCAUCGCCUGGACCCUUGGCUCAAAGUAUAAGUGAGCUGUUUAAAAUAGCAGCAGUAUUAACUAACACCAAGGGAAUCAAGCCGUAUUUUGGCAACUCAGCUUCAGCCGUGUAUAAGAUCUUGUGUCUCUAUCAAGAAGAAAUGGAGGGAGUUGAGCUUAUAACGCCCUCGAACCUUGAUCCUAUUGUUGAAGCCUGGCUUUUCCGCAAAGGCUUCCAGAACAGGGAAGACAUAUGCCGGCUGCAAAAUGCUCUCAGGAGCAUAAGGGACCUCUGGAGAGAACUGAACCAGGGGAACGAUUUUGCCGAAGAUGCUCUCGACGAUAUUCCAACUCCAGUGGAUGAUGCGCUUGAAAUAAACGAGCUGGACGAUCUAAUUGAAGAAUCUCUUGGUAGUUCAGAUGAAAUAAAGGAGCAGGAAAUGUUCCAACUGGUCGAAGUAAGAAAACAACAUAUGCUUGCUGGUUGUAGUUCACUAGAAGAAGUGGAAAUACUAAACUCUGAAAUGAACGACAUUCCAAAUUCCAGCUGUCUCAAAGAUCUAGUUCCAAUCUCCGACCACAGAGACCUGGAAGAUCGCUGCCUAGCUACAUCCUCAACCAUGGCUAAUUCGCUAUGUCUACCCCUGAAUCAUCUUCUGCGGAAGAGAACAAAAAGGGAAAGAGAUACCGCAAUACUAGACGGUGUGUCCUAUCGAGGUUAUUGGAAACCAUCCAUAAAGUCUGGUAACUUGGUUAUACACGUUGCUCCUGACAUAGCAGCAAUCCUACUCUCCUUUCCCGGCCAGAGUAGAGCCGAGUUUCCAGAGGAGAUUCAAAUCAAGGCAGAGAUUUGCCCAGACAAACGACAUCCAUGUUGCUGGGCUAAAGAAGCUCAGGACAAUGACCCUAGUGUCAGGCUCGCUUUCCAUGUUUCGAUGGGACAGAGGACAGUCUAUCCGUCCAUAUGUGGAAGUGUCCCCAUUCGAAAAGCUAACACAUUCGUGGACUGGGUUACAGGUGUGCCAGUGGAGAUGAUAGCUACGCGGCCAAGGAGACAUAUUAAUGCGCAUGAGGAGGGUAUUGUUAAAGCAUUAGGCUGUCCCAGAAAAGGCACGUAUUACACAGAUGCUCAAGGUAAUAUUGUGUAG
Messenger RNA from Aspergillus pseudotamarii, 1320 nucleotides. RefSeq lists its product as uncharacterized. The record is from RefSeq and is a predicted model, not a curated record. The transcript has 2 exons. NCBI's taxonomy places the organism in Eukaryota, Fungi, Ascomycota, Eurotiomycetes, Eurotiales, Aspergillaceae. The coding region runs from base 1 to 1320 and encodes 439 amino acids.